Molecule: messenger RNA, 1871 nt
Organism: Ficedula albicollis (Collared flycatcher)
Lineage: Eukaryota; Metazoa; Chordata; Aves; Passeriformes; Muscicapidae
Gene: MTHFSD
Product: methenyltetrahydrofolate synthetase domain containing
Exons: 7
Coding region: 1-1230 (409 amino acids)
Cellular component (GO): cytoplasm
Molecular function (GO): RNA binding
Source: RefSeq, a predicted model, not a curated record
AUGGCGGUGACGUCACGGCCAGUGAUGGCGGGCCCGGGCCGGGCGCUGCCCUCAGGCGCCUCCAAAUGGGAGAUCCGGGAGAAGGUGUGGGAGCACCUGGAGGCCUCGGGCCUGGCCGAGUUCCCGCGGCCCGUGCGCGGCCGCAUCCCCAACUUCAAGGGCUCUCCGCAGGCCUGCCGCUCUCUCGGGGAGCUGGAUGUGUUCGGCGGAGCGCGGGAGGUGAAGGUGGAUCCCGACAAGCCGCUGGAAGGUGCGCGGCUGGCGGCUCUGCAGGCAAGGAAGACUCUGCUGGUUCCCACACCACGUCUGAGGACUGGGCUGUUCAAUAGGAUUGUUCCCCCUCCAGGUGCCACCAAGGAGAUCCUGAGAAGAUGUGCCACGUCUCAGGGUGUCAAAGACUACAGCGUGCCUGUGGGGCUGGAUGGGAAAGCACAAGUGGAUCUGGUUGUUGUGGGAUCAGUGGCUGUCUCUGAAAAAGGCUGGAGAAUUGGCAAAGGGGAAGGUUAUGCAGACAUGGAAUAUGCAAUGAUGGUGUCCAUGGGUGCAGUGCAGGAGGACACACCUGUGGUUACCAUCGUGCACGACUGCCAGGUGCUUGACAUAGCAGAGGAGCUGCUGGAUGAUCAUGAUUUAACUGUGGAUUACAUCCUCACUCCAACAAGGACUAUCCAGACUAAUUGCAAACGACCUAAACCUCAGGGAAUAAUGUGGCACAAGGUCAGCUCUGAGAUGCUGGGAAAAAUCCCCAUCCUAAAGACUCUUCGAAGCAGGGAGAAGCAGGCUGGCAAGGAUGUCACCCUCCAAGAUGAGCAUCCAGCCUUGGCAAACACCAGCAGAGCAGCAAUUUCAAACAAGAAGGUGAUGGCUGCAAAUACCCAGCCAUGGGCUGCUCCAGGCUCAGCUCCAGUGGGACAACAUGUGGAAAGUGAUCCUGUCAAUCCCAAAUUAGAGGGAUCUGACACCAUUACCACUGUGUAUGUGGGGAACUUGCCUGGCAGCCUGAGAGUGAGCGAGCUGAAAAGUGCUCUGAGGGAAUUGCAGGUGACUCCUGUUAGGCUGAGCUGGCAGGGAGCACAGCACAGAGCUUUCCUGGAUUACAGGGAUCCAGGAGCUGCAGACAGAGCUGUCUCCUCCUUGCAGGGCCUGAGCCUUGGGGGCAAUGCUCUCAGAGCAGAGCUGGCCAAGAACCAGAGGAGUAAAGGGCAAGGAGAAAUCAAUAGUCACAGAUGAGUAUGGAGAAGAAAAAAAUCAAACAAAAAAAAAAGGUGUUUUCAUUGUUUUGUGAGAAGCCAACCUGAAGUUUUAAGGUUUUUUGUAACCCUCAGGUUUAACAAAACCAAAUUUCUGCACAAACUUCCCUCACUCCUGCACUUGGACAUGCAAAGGUUUGUCCCCCACAGAGGAGCAUUUCUCUAGAAACAAUUGCCCACAAAGAUGUUGGAGUCAGAGAGUCAGGGGUCUCUCUGAAUCCUUCACCCACACUCUGGUUUUGGUGCUGUUUGGUGUUUUUGUUAAGCCUGGCUUAAAGGCCUUGGCACCUGCAGCAAGAUGGUUCCAGUCAGUCAUUUAAGGUUACACCUACCCCAUUAUACCUGUGAGGUUAAAAGGCAGCAGCAGGAAAUCUGUCCUGAGGGUAACAAUUCUGUUUACUAAAAAAAUGGGCUUUGCCUGUUGGGAGUUUUAAAUUUAUUUUUUAUAAAAAUGGCCAGGGAGAGAGAGAUUUUCUGUUUUGUGCCUUGAAGAGUGGCUGUGGAAACACUGCCUUAGUUCUAGCUCUAGUAAGAGCUGGAAACAUCAGGUGGGAAAGAUGGGAACCCUUUUCUGAGCUUUUUGCUAAAUCAGCCCUUGGUAAACCUUAGAUUUCUUAUUUC